AUGCGCAUAGUUCGGGUAUAUGCCCAGCUGAUCAGGGCAGUGCUGGCGGUUGCGGACAAGGAGAGGAAAGACGUGAAUUUAGACAUGAUAAAGCUGGACGGCCGUGCAGGCGGUCUGUUGGAGCAGUCGACGUUGGUGCGGGGUAUUGUGCUGCACAAGGAUUUGAGCCAUUCGCAGAUGCGCAAGGAGACAAAAGACGCAAAGAUCGCCAUCUUGACAUGCCCCUUUGAACCCCCGAAGCCGAAGACAAAACACAAACUCGACAUCACCAAUGCUGCAGACUACAAGAAGCUGCAGGCUGCCGAACAGAAUUAUUUCAAAGACAUGAUUGAGCAAGUUAAGAAGGCUGGAGCAAACUUUGUCAGUAUUUGGCACAUUUCUCCAUUCCUUCCCUGUCCCACCCCACCCCUGUAUGUGGUGUGUCAAUGGGGCUUCGACGACGAGGCGAACCAUUUGUUGUUGGCUGCGGACAUUCCGGCGGUGCGUUGGGUUGGGGGGGUGGAAAUUGAAAUGCUGGCGAUUGCAACCGAAGGCAGGAUCGUCCCCCGAGCGCAAGAACUCAGCGCCAGCAAACUGGGGAAAGCUGGGUGCAUCCGGGAGGUCCCCUCAGGCACAAUGGGUGACAAAAUGAUCGUCAUUCAAGCGCGAGCGGUGGAGAGUCAGGCGGAUUCAGUUUCUUCAGUUGGUCAAUAUGCUGCACGCGCGUUUGCUGAUGCACUGCUCGGGCUUGCCGAAGCGCUCGCAGCAAACUCCGGACUCAGCCCAAUUCAUGAGGUGCAACGCAUUAAGGCGCUACAGCAGCAAACGAACUGCCCGUACUACGGCAUCGACUGCAUGCAAACCGGGACGAACGAUAUGAGGGAGCAGCAAGUCUGGGAACCUUUUGCUUCCAAGAAGCAGCAGAUUCUCCUCGCCACCCAGGUAGGCCUGAAGCCGUAA
Molecule: messenger RNA, 939 nt
Organism: Eimeria mitis
Lineage: Eukaryota; Apicomplexa; Conoidasida; Eucoccidiorida; Eimeriidae
Product: T-complex protein 1 subunit, related
Exons: 6
Coding region: 1-939 (312 amino acids)
Biological process (GO): protein folding
Cellular component (GO): chaperonin-containing T-complex
Molecular function (GO): ATP binding; ATP-dependent protein folding chaperone
Source: RefSeq, a predicted model, not a curated record